AUGCCCUCCACAACAACCCUCCUCGCCCUCCUCGCCACCUCCCUCUCCGUCUGCGCAAAGACGUACAAUGCCACCCUCGAUCCCUGGAAUAUCAACAAGAACCAGGAUGCCACCGACGUGAUGGACUACACGACCACGCGGUCAAACACGACCUACACGCCUUCACCAGAAAACUGGCGGACACUACCAUGUUAUACCCUUCUGCUCGACAAGUGGGCAGACGGGGAUCCCUCCAACAAUGACUUUUUCGGCAUGAAGUACGAGUACGACAUGCACGAGACCCAGUUGCGCGCGGGAGGUGACGCCAAGGGUCUGAUGUCGGACAGGAGUCUCGAUUAUCUACAUAGUAUUGGUUAUCGGUCGAUUUACAUUGCUGGUACAAACUUUUUGAACAUGCCCUGGCAAUCAGACGGUUACUCUGCUAUCGAUUUCACCCUUCUGGACCCGCACUACGGUACCUUGCAAGACUGGAUAGACUUGAUCGACCGGAUCCACGCCAAGGACAUGUAUAUCAUUCUGGAUUUCACUGUCGGUACGAUGGGUGACUUGAUCGGUUUCGAAAACUACUUGAAUGUUUCCACCCCGUUCUCCCUCGAUGAGCACCAUGCCGAGUGGAAGCUGCCAGACUAUGCUCCAUGGGGAUUCCAGCAUUAUCCCGAUUUCAACUUUACAAACACUUAUAACGACUCGUGUACCUACCCCACCUUCUGGCUGGACGACGGUACCAUCUACAACCCAGGCAAGACGGGAUGUUAUGGAAGUGACUUUGAUCAGUAUGGAGAUAUCGAGGCUUUCGGUGUUUUCCCCGAUUGGGAACGUCAGUUGGCCAAGUUUGCCUCUGUGCAAGAUCGUCUCCGAGAAUGGCGUCCCCAGACCGCUGCCAAGAUCAAGCAGUUCUCCUGCCUCACCAUCCAAGCCCUCGACGUCGACGGUAUCCGUAUCGACAAGGCUACGCAGGUGACUGUCGACUUUAUGGCCGAUUGGGCCAACCAUACCCGAGCUUGUGCGGUCGAAUACGGCAAAGACAACUUUUUCAUUCCUGGAGAAAUCACUGGUGGUGACACUUUUGGUGCCCUGUACAUCGGUCGAGGUCGUACCCCCACUCUCCGUCCCUCCGACAAGGCUACCGCGAUCAACCUGACUCAGGAUGCUGAGGGUUACUUUUUGCGUGACGAGGGUAUCGCCGGUCUCGACUCUGCCGCCUUCCACUACUCGAUCUAUCGAUCUCUCUGUCGAUUCCUCGGUAUGGACGGUAACCUCCAGGUAGCCUACGAUGUCGACACCAACUUUGUCACUGCUUGGAACGAGAUGGCCGUCAAUGACGAGCUUCUCAAUUCGCAGACCAACAUGUUUGACCCGCGACACAUGUACGGGACGGGUAACCAGGAUGUCUUCCGAUGGCCUGGUUUGACGAACGGUACCGAGAGGCAGCAGUUGGGGCAGUUUAUCAACAACUUGGUGAUGCCCGGUAUUCCUCUCGGUUGGUACGGUGAAGAGCAGGCCUUCUACUUGCUCGACAACUCUGCCAACAACUAUCUCUAUGGCCGUCAAGCGAUGGUCUCUUCCCAAGCUUGGAAGCGUCACGGUUGUUACCGAAUGGGUUCCAGUCAGUACUACAACAUGCCUUACGACAAAGUCUUGACUGGUUGUGACGACCCUUGGAACGCGUUGGAUCACUUUGAUCCUACCGCCGAGCCUUUGAGGUCUAUCCGAAACAUGCUCUACCUCCGUACCCAAUUCCCCUCUCUCCAAGACGGUUUCGACCUCGUCACCCUUGGUAACUGGACACACUUUAUCCAGCUCCCUGGUUCCAACGGGACUGACACCGAGCUGGGUCUUUGGUCUACCAAGCGUCUUCCCGUCUCUGCUCAGGAGGGUACAGCCCCCUUUGAGCGCAACGGGACCAUCUCCCAGGUCGUGUGGCUUCUCUACACGAACGAGAAUGACACUGUCACGUACGACUAUGACUGCGGGGGCGACGACUGGAUGUCUUCGCCUUACCAGGCCAACAUCACUGUCCGAAACUUGUUCUACCCCUACGAGAGCUAUACGCUUCAAAAUUCGUCCGAUUCAUUCUACGACAACGACCUCGCUCCUUACACGGGUUGUUUGAAUAACGUGACGAUGGACCCGUUCAUGUACAAGGCGCUCGUUCCCCAAGACCAAUGGGUUCCUCAGCCUCCUACCAUGACCAAGUUUACCCCCGGUCACGACUUCCGAUACACCACCACUGGCGGUACGAAUGAUAUCCCCAUCACGAUCGAGUACGAUGUCGAUAUGGACUGUGACAGUGUCACCAACGCCAUGACGCUCAACUAUACUACCGACUCUGGCUCGCCGAGCUUGGAAAACACCAACUGUAUCAGUAUCGAUCAAGCGGACUGGGAGGCGCCUUCUAUUCCCUCUGUGGCGCCUGGCCGAUGGAGGUGGGAGGGUACUUUGAGGGAUGCGACGGAUGGUGUGUAUGAGAUUGUCAUUGCGAGUGUGGACUCGCAGACGCCUGGUGUUUCUACCAACUCUGUCAACCAUCUUCUCUUGAGGGUCGGUCAGGUCAACAACCCCAUCGUCUUCCCCGACAAUGACUAUGCCGAUGGUAUCCUCUCUGUCAGCGACGGUACCUAUACUCUUACCAACACUGCCCCGGGUGCCACCAGCUUCCGAUACAGCGGUGACUUUGGACAGACUUGGGCGCCUUGGCAGGACUAUGAGACUACCGUCACCCUCAACUCUACCUACUUUGAGGACGACACUCAUUGGUGGGACGGCCAGCACGUCAACGUGCAGUACCAUAGUGCUCUUGCCAUCUCGUCCAACCAUGAAGUCCACGCCGACGCUAAUUGGUCUGGAGGUGAGAGGCGAUGGCCCCAGAUCUUGGCGCGAGGUUCUUUCAACAACUGGGGUUAUGACCUCGGUGCUUCGGCUUCGUUCGCGUUGACCGGUAACGGUACUUGGGAGUUUGACAUGUCUGCUGCCUGGCCGGCGUUCAUCCAGCUCAACAUCUGGGCAUACGACGAUUACUUUUAUGGUGAUGUCGACUCGGAUGGUAUCAUUGACCGAUUCCCUCCCAACUCUCAGACUGCCAACUAUCUCAACAUGUCUAUUCCUCCUACGCCUCAUCUUGCGUGGAACAUCAAGGUCGACGAUGCCACUCACGAGUGGAGCGUUGAACCUAUUGGUCACCAGACUACUACGGCUGUCGCCUUUGCGCUCUUCCUCGUCAUCCCUGCACUGACCGCUCUUGCGGCCGCGGCCAUCUUCCGAUACUCUUUCUACUCUAUCAAGGUCAACAGGUGGGGUCUCAAACCCUCCAAGGCGGCCAAGGAGACCUCCUACUUCCCCAUUGUGGGCGGCCAUGGUGAAAAGAAGGGUGAUGUGAACGAGAAGGGUGGUGUCAUGGCUUUGACGGAGAAGAGCAGUAAGGGCCCUGCCAAGCUCAUUGGCUGGCCCGAAGACCCCAACAAGCGUAGAAAGGUCAUGAUUGCUACUCUCGAGUACGAGAUCAUCGAUUGGAAGCUAAAGGUCAAGAUUGGUGGUUUGGGUGUCAUGUCUUCCCUGAUGGGUAAGGCUAUGACGGAUGUCGACUUGUUCUGGGUCGUGCCCAAGGUUCAGGAUAUCGAGUACCCCCAGGGUGACUAUGCCGAGCCUAUCGAGGUCAUCAUCUUUGGCGAGCCGUACUUGAUCGAGGUCGAGACCCACAAGCUAGACAACAUUACCUACAUCAUCCUCGACUCUCCCGUCUUCCGAGCUCAGACCAAGGCCGACCCCUACCCUCAGCGAAUGGACGACUUGUCGUCUGCCAUCUUCUACUCUACUUGGAACCAGGCUAUUGCCGAGGCCAUUAGGCGAAACCCCAUCAUCGACAUUUACCACAUCAACGACUACCACGGUGCUCUUGCUCCUCUCUACCUCUUGCCUCAGGUCAUUCCUACGUGUUUGUCUUUGCACAAUGCCGAGUUCCAGGGUCUUUGGCCUUUGAGAACCAAGGACGAAAUGAAGGAAGUCUGCGCUGCUUUCAACAUCCCCAAGGAGAUUUGUAGCAAGUACGUGCAGUUUGGUAACACUUUCAACUUGCUUCACGCCGGUGCUUCCUUCAUCUCGCACCACCAAAAGUCUAUUGGUGUUGCUGGUGUGUCCGACAAGUACGGCAAGAGGUCUUGGGCUCGUUACCCUGCCCUCUGGACUUUGCGAAACAUUGACUCUCUUCCCAACCCCGAUCCUACCGAUAUCGCCGCCCUCGACGAGCAGCCUAUUGCCGUCGACAAGAUUACCGUCGACACAGACGCCGAGUCCAAGCGACCCGAAGACAAGCGAUUGGCGCAAGAAUGGGCUGGUAUCAAGCAAGACCCCAACGCAGACUUGUUUGUCUUUGUCGGUCGUUGGUCCAAGCAGAAGGGUGUCGAUCUUAUCGCCGAUGUCAUGCCCAGCUUGCUCGACAAGAAGCCUCAGAUUCAACUCAUCUGUGUUGGUCCCGUCAUUGAUCUUUACGGGCGAUUUGCUGCCGAAAAGCUUGCGAGGUUGAUGGAGAUGUACCCGGACAGAGUCUUCUCCAAGCCCGAGUUUACUUCUCUUCCUCCCUACUUGUUCAGUGGUGCCGACUUUGCUCUUAUUCCGUCUCGAGACGAGCCUUUCGGUUUGGUCGCUGUCGAAUUCGGUAGAAAGGGUGCUUUGGGUGUUGGUGCUCGUCUUGGUGGUCUUGGUUUGAUGCCUGGUUGGUGGUUCCCCGUCGAGUCUAGUGCUACCGUGCACAUGCUCUCUCAGUUGACAAAGACUAUCAAGUUGGCCUUGAAAUCUACUCAGGACGAGCGUGCCAUCCUCCGAGCUCGAUCUGCCGUUCAGCGUUUCCCCGUCGUCGAAUGGCGUCAGCGUCUCGAAGACUUCCAACGUCGAUCCAUCGUCGCUUCGCGAGGUGGCGCUGGCGAGCAAGCUUGGGGUUGGGACCAGGUUGACGUCGACCAGAACGCGGAAGGCUUCUACGCCAAUGGCGACAACGACUCUAGUACUUCUAUGGCGCGAGGCGAGUGGGCGAGGUCUGACACUCCCGACUCUACUGCUCCCAACUCGCCCAUGCCCGGACAGUCUCCUCUUGGCCAAGAAGGCCAGACCUACUACUUUGACCCCAACGCUCCCAUGGCCUCUUCCAACAACACUCUUGGUGCCGACUACCACAAACGCUUUGACAAGAAUGCCAACCGACAAUCUGCCGAGUCUUUCUAUGACGAAGACCCCAACGCUUCUCCUCUCUACUACAACGGUGACAAGAGAAAGUCUCAGGGCAAGCCCAAGUUCUUUGGUUACGAUGAGGAGGAUGCGCCUUCGUCUAUUGGUUCUUCUGAUCACGGUGACAGCACUGUUGUUGGUUCUGCUGGCGGCAACCGGGACUCUACUGUGGCUCAAUCUUACGACAAUUUCCUUGCUGCUGCCAACCGUCAAUUCGCAAAGAACACUGGCGGCAAGAAUGCUCCUGAUCCCUACUUUGACAGACGUGCUUCCGUUGCCUCUGCUGCUUCUGGUGACUCCAACUUUGCCCCUACUCGACCGUUCACUGCCCACUCCCGGGUUUCGUCUUUCGACUCUAUCUCUUCUAUUGUGGACGAGAAGAACGCGUCGCCGCUGAACAAGGCCAUGGACACCUUUACCGAUUCAGAUGGUGAAGUUGCUCAGAGCUUUGUGCAAAAGUUGAGAGACUUGAACUCUGGCAACUCCAAGGGUGACUUGUGUAUCGAAAAGUUCUUGAUUAAGAGCGAAAAGGCCUUCUUCGAUGAAGUUAAGAAGGACAAGAUUGCCAGUAUGAGUAUUCGAUCUCGUGAUUCAUUCAUCCAGUCUCGUGCUCCUAGCAUGAUUGAAGGCUUCCGUCCCGAAUUCCCGCACCGGGACUCUGAUACUUCAGCUCCCAUGUCUCAUUCCGGUCACAGUCAAGAAGAUCGAGCAAGCCAUUACGGCGGCGUACCCGGCAGCGCUGGGCAUGAGAUGUACGAAGAGGGUCACCCGCCUGAGGCUCAUAUGACUCGACUGCAAAUCUUUGUCGGUCGACAGAUCGCGGGAUGGCCCCUAUACUCUAUCAUCAUCUCUCUCGGUCAAUUGCUGUCUGCUACAUCCUUCCAAUUGAGUUUGCUCGGUGGUUCCAACACGCAAACGGAGACGGAUCUCUACAUCAUCUGUGCCAUCUUUGCCGUUGCCACUGUCGCUUGGUACACUCUUUUCAGGAUGAAGCCCUCCGUCUUCUGUCUGAGUCUUCCUUGGGCCAUCUUUGCUAUCGCCUUCUUGCUCAUCGGUUUCCCUUCGAUCCACGGAGUCUUCCUCGCGCCUCGAAAGACCAUUACUCGAGUCGCCACUUACCUCUACGCCAUUGCCUCUUCCGCUGGUUUCCUCUUCUUCGGUCUCAACUUUGGUGAAGAAGCUGGUGCCGCCACAGAGGUUUGGGUUCUCCGUGCUUGUAUCGUGCAAGGUCUCCAGCAGAUCUGGGUUUCGGCGCUUUGGUACUGGGGUUACACCCUUACCGGGCAAGACCCCACAAACUACGUGCCCUCUCGAGUCAUCAUCUACAUCACUUGGCCCCUUGCCGCCAUCUCUGCGGUCUUUGCCUACUGCAUGUGGUUCGGUUUGCCCGAAUACUACCGACAGAUCCCGCCUUACGUCCCCAACUUUUACAAAACUCUGUUGCGAAGGAAGUUGGUCAUUUGGUUCUUGAUCGCGGAGAUUCUCAGAGAUUACUGGUUGUCUGGACCUUACGGUCGAAACUGGCAAUAUCUCUGGGCUCAAGCGGACAUUCCCAAGUGGGCCGUGGUCGUCAUGAUCAUCAUCUUCUUCAUCGGUAUCUGGGGUCUCCUUCUCGGUAUCCUCAUCAAAUACUCGACGAUUCACUCCUGGCUGUUGCCCGUGUUCGCUAUCGGUCUCGUUGCCCCCAGAUGGUGUCAGAUGUGGUGGGGUACCUCCGGCAUGGGUCUUUACAUCCCUUGGGGUGGAGACGCCGGUCCCUACAUUGGUGUCGGUCUGUGGCUCUGGCUUGGUGUGCUCGACGCUAUUCAGGGUGUCGGGUUGGGUAUGAUUCUUUUGCAGACUCUGUCCAGAUUGCACGUCUGUGCUACCCUGGCUGGCGCUCAGUUCCUCGGUUCUUGCAUUGUCAUGCUUGCUCGUGGUACCGCGCCUGAUAAGGUCGGCCCCGGAAAGGUCUUCCCCAACAUCGCUAUCUGGGAUGUCACGGGAACCGGCAAUAACAUGCCCUUGGCGCAUUACGAAUUCUGGCUCUGUCUUGUCUGCCAGAUCAUAAUCGUCAUCGGCUACGCCUUCUUCUUCAGACGAGAGCAGUUGAGUAAGCCUUAA
Messenger RNA from Cryptococcus wingfieldii CBS 7118, 7320 nucleotides. RefSeq names its product alpha-1,3-glucan synthase. Lineage: Eukaryota; Fungi; Basidiomycota; Tremellomycetes; Tremellales; Cryptococcaceae. The record is from RefSeq and is a predicted model, not a curated record. Gene Ontology annotation, molecular function: alpha-1,3-glucan synthase activity. The coding region runs from base 1 to 7320 and encodes 2439 amino acids. Gene Ontology annotation, biological process: fungal-type cell wall (1->3)-alpha-glucan biosynthetic process. The transcript has 13 exons. Gene Ontology annotation, cellular component: fungal-type cell wall.